UCACUUCUCUUGCCGACAGAAACCACGUACGACCACUCUCUCCCACGAAUUACAACGCGAUUGUACCGUCGUUUAUCCAAGUGCCGGCAACUGGGCAAGGUAACCGGUGGUCGGAAAAGACACACCAAUUGUCAGCGAAAAUUCCGGCGUCCAGCAACUACCAUCCGUCGAUCGACAUUAACCGGCGUAACACCGCGCCAUGAUUACAUGGCAACGGAUUUCUAGUCAUCUAAGUUGUGCUGGAGCUGCUAAAACGAAUCCAUUGACCAUUUGACAUGGAAACUGAGGAUACAAUUAACCUGCCUAUUUUAAAUGAAUCUGGUAUUGAACCUGAAAAUGAUGGCGGUGAAGAUUAUGAUUGUAAACCAAGUUUGGCUCUCCUGUAUGGAGCUAAUACUAUGGACAAGGGUGCAAAUGGAGAAGUUCUUGAAAAUGGAGGCAAUGAUGGAAUUAAAGGGAACCAUUUCAGUUUAGCUUCAGAAGAUGGCAAAUUUUUUGAGAAAGUGGCUUCAUUCAGUUCCGUUAUUGGUGAGAAUGGCUUUGUAAGUGUUCAGGAUGAAAUCAAUAUUGACGAUACUAUCGGCGGUCAACAGCAAGAGCAGAGCCCAAAUAUUGAUCGAAGCGCAGCACCUGGUGCCAAAAGACCAAGAACAGCCCUUGGUGAAGAGCAACCAUCAGUUCACGUUAUUUAUAAUGCCCUAACCAGUGAGAGAAAGCAUAAGCUUGAGGAGGUAUUACAGCAGUGGUCACAAUGGUGUGCUGAACACAGUCAUUCAAUACAUGAUGCAGAAGUGUUAGAAGCUGGUGAGAAGACUUAUUUCCCUGCUCUUCGUGUUGGUAUGGAUAAUAAGACUUCUGCAGUGUCUUUUUGGAUGGAUCUACCAAGGAAGAAAAAGAACAAGGUGUUCACCCCAUUUGAUGCAAACUCUGGCCCUAUUUAUGACCGUGGGGUCACAAUUGCUUUGAAUUCAUCAGACGGUUCUAAUAAUUUGGAAGGGAUCUCGAGUUUGACUACCUUGGUUGAAGCUUCCCGUUGCUUUAAUUGUAACUCCUAUAGCCAUUCGAUGAAAGAUUGCAAGAAGCCUCGUGAUUCUGUCGCUGUCAAUUCCGCUAGGAAACAGCACAGAUCCAAACUGAACCUAAAUGCAGUUUCUCGCAUUCGGUAUUAUCAAAGCUCUGAAAGGGGAAAGUAUGAUGGUUUAAGCCCAGGCAUUCUUGAUGCAGAAACCCGGAAACUUUUGGGCCUAGGGGAGCUUGACCCCCCUCCCUGGCUUCACAGAAUGCGGGAAAUAGGAUAUCCACCAGGUUAUCUAGAUCCCGAAGAAGAUAAUCUGCCAUCAGGAAUCACAAUAUUUGGCAAUGAUGAAACUACGGAAGAAGCAGAUGCCAGAGAAAUUCUUGAGAGAUCGGCAGAGCCACCUAAGAAAAUGAGCGUUAGAUUUCCAGGGAUAAAUGCUCCGAUUCCCGAAAAUGUAGAUAAACGGCAUUGGGGUGUAGGCCCCUCAAGUUCUAUAGCCUCAAGAGCUCGUUCUUAUAGAAGACAUGCUAAUACAACGCCAGAUACUGUCAAAAGAGGCCAUGAUCUUGAGCAGCAAGGGAUAUUCCGCAUCCCAACUGGACCCCAAAGGUCUAGGAGUUUUGAAGAAGAGGGACCUCCACCACAUCAGUUUAGGAGUAUUGAAGACGAAGGCCUAGUAAGUCAGCGGUUUAGGGAUUUUGAAGCAGAAGGUUGUCCGAGGCAGUGGUUUAGAGAUUUUGAAGAGGAGGCUUCCAUGAGGAAGUGGGUUCGGAGUAUCAACAAUGAAGGUCCUCUGAAUCAGCGGUUCAGGGAUUUGGAAGCUGAAGGAUGCCCGACACAGUGGUUCCGAGAUUUUGAAGAUGAAUCUCCUAUGAGGAUGUGGCACAGCAAUUCUGAAGAAGAAGCUCGUCGACAUGGGUGGUAUAGGGGGGGUGAAGGGGAAGGCGAUCCACGGCGGCAGUUAGGCUUCAAUGAUGAAUGGCGGCAUAUGGGCCAUUUCGGUGAGAUCGACCCAUUUUCAUACAGACACCAGGAUUAUUAUGAUUCCAAUUGCGGUGUCCCAAUAGAUGGAUUUAGGAGAUCGUUGUCUGACAGAGCAAGAAGAAGCCCACUAGCAGCAGAUGACGGUGCUUAUUUAUCUCUUUCGUACCCAAGAUAUAGGUGACGACUGCUCUGUGCACCAAGGAUGAUGUUAUACACUCUUACCACCCCCAUUCAAGAAAUUUGGUUCUAGACUUCUAGGUAUCAUCAAUUUAGGGUUUAGACGGAUUUCCCCGAGAUUAAUUGUUUUCAUUUUUGUUAGGAGAGCUCCUUCAUGUGACAUUUCCUGACUUGAUAAUAGUACUAUUAAUUACUAGCUAACUUUUUGCAGUGGCAUAGGUUUUAUAUCAAUGUUCGUUUCAGAUUCAUGGCCCCAUUUCUCGUGAAGGUUAAAAGUGAUGUUUUGUUGUUGCCAGUUGCAAAAUGAACGGUUCAUUCCUAAUACAUAUUUUCUUGAUCUGUUCUGC
Cuscuta epithymum is the source of this 2526-nucleotide messenger RNA. The record is from the annotation of a GenBank genome assembly. Lineage: Eukaryota; Viridiplantae; Streptophyta; Magnoliopsida; Solanales; Convolvulaceae.